AUGGGCUUUCUUGCUGACGCAUUGGCGCGUGUUCAACCUUCUGCGACCAUCGCUGUCACCAACAAGGCACGCGAGCUAAAAGCUGCUGGCCGCGAUGUAAUCGGUCUCGGCGCUGGCGAGCCGGAUUUCGAUACCCCGGACAACAUCAAGACGGCGGCGAUCGCGGCGAUCAAUGACGGCAAGACCAAGUACACCGCUGUCGAUGGUAUUCCCGAACUCAAGGCCGCAAUCGCCGAGAAGUUUCAACGGGAAAACGGGCUCACCUACGCGACAAACCAGAUCACUGUGGGUACCGGCGGCAAGCAGGUGCUCUACAAUGCUCUCAUCGCGACGCUCAAUCCCGGUGAUGAGGUUAUCAUCCCGACACCCUACUGGGUCAGCUACCCGGACAUGGUGCUGCUUGCUGGCGGUGAGCCGGUUAUCGUCGAAGCAGACAAGUCUACUUUCAAGAUCACGCCUGAAGCGCUUGAUGCGGCGAUAACCUCGCGCACGAAAUGGCUGAUCUUCAAUUCGCCGUCCAACCCGUCCGGCGCGGCCUAUACCGAGGCAGAGCUGAAGGCCCUUACAGAUGUGCUUUCGAAGCAUCCGCAGGUCUGGAUCAUGACCGACGACAUGUACGAGCACCUGGUCUAUGACGACUUCAAGUUCACGACGCCUGCACAGGUCGAGCCGUCUCUUUACGAGCGCACGCUGACUGUCAACGGCGUCUCCAAGGCCUACGCUAUGACAGGUUGGCGGAUCGGUUACGCCGGCGGCCCUGCCGAUCUCAUCAAGGCAAUGGCAAAAGUUCAGUCCCAAUCGACCUCGAACCCUUGCUCCAUCGCCCAAUGGGCGGCAGUCGAAGCGCUUUCCGGUCCGCAGGAUUUCAUUCCGCGGAACAAUGAAGUCUUCAAGGAUCGCCGGGAUCUGGUCGUUUCCAUGCUGAACCAGGCAAAUGGCAUUACGUGCCCCGUGCCAGAAGGUGCCUUUUACGUGUUCCCGUCCUGCGCAGGCACGAUCGGCAAGACGGCGCCGUCCGGCAAGGUGAUCGAGGGCGAUGCGGACUUCGUGACCGAACUCCUGGAAACGGAAGGCGUUGCAGUCGUGCACGGGUCCGCGUUCGGUCUUGGUCCGAAUUUCCGGAUUUCCUACGCAACAUCCACCGAAGCCCUGGAAGAAGCCUGCACAAGGAUCCAGCGUUUCUGCGGAAACCUGAAAUAG
This is a messenger RNA of Effrenium voratum, 1200 nucleotides long. Lineage: Eukaryota; Dinophyceae; Suessiales; Symbiodiniaceae. The record is from the annotation of a GenBank genome assembly.